AUGCUUGGCAAUCUGUAUGUUUGGCCGGGACAAUAUUAUGCACAAUCACUUGUGGAUUUUCUGCGCCCGCAUGGACAGAUACCUGCUAAUAAUCUCUACGGUCUAUUGGGACCCUUCGAUACGACACCAACGCGCGAAAUGCUUCCAGUGGGAGGGGGAUUUUAUUUUAUCUUGCAGAAGAUGGAGUGGGUUCAAGCGCUUCCGUAUGCAUCGAUCUUUGCUAUGAUCGAUUCGAUUGUACUGUGAGU
This is a messenger RNA of Cylicostephanus goldi, 248 nucleotides long. NCBI's taxonomy places the organism in Eukaryota, Metazoa, Nematoda, Chromadorea, Rhabditida, Strongylidae. The record is from the annotation of a GenBank genome assembly.